This is a messenger RNA of Sphenostylis stenocarpa, 3621 nucleotides long. NCBI's taxonomy places the organism in Eukaryota, Viridiplantae, Streptophyta, Magnoliopsida, Fabales, Fabaceae. The record is from the annotation of a GenBank genome assembly.
AUGCUUUCUGUGGCCACCUCCUAUAUUCUUCUUUCUCCCCAUCUCUCUCAACUUCCUCUAUUGGCCCGAGUGAAUUCAUGCUGCAAGUUUCGAUUGUUCAAUUCUGGGUUACUUCCCCACGGUCUAAGGGUUGAUUGUGGCAUCUUUGCUGGUUUUGGGUAUGUAGCUGUUGCUUGGAUCCACGGUUUGAAGUCGUUGUGUUUUUACUGUAAUUUCUCCAAUUGGGUGUUGUGUAGUGGAGGAUUUGGAAUCUGGGUGUUGGAGAUUUUGUUGAUAUUUUUUUUUCCUGGGGUGUUUGGAUUCAUGGAGACUCAAUUAGAGGGGAAAAAUCAGUAUUUGUAUGGACCUGUGGUGCCAGAGAUGAAGAGUGUUGGGAAGAGAAGUUUGGAGUGGGAUUUGAAUGAUUGGAAGUGGGAUGGGGAUCUUUUCACUGCUACGCAACUGAAUUCAGUGUCAUCAGAUUGUAUGAGUCGUCAGCUGUUUCCUACUGAUCCUGAAAUUCUUGCAACUGGUGAAGCUUCUAACAAUUUGUCUUCUGCAUAUGACGAUGUUAACCUUGCGGAAGGAAAGAGAGAAUUGGAGAAGAGAAGGAGAGGUGUUAUUAAUGAAGGAGGAGUGGAGAUGAAUGAUGGAGCUGGUUCUCUUAAUUUGAACCUUGGGCGUCAAGUAUACCCUAUCAUAGAAGGGGAGGAAAAAAGUGGAAAGAAGACAAAGAUAACUGCGAGUACUUUGAACCGGGCUGUUUGUCAGGUGGAAGAUUGUAGGGCUGAUCUUAGUAAUGCGAAGGAUUAUCACCGCCGCCACAAAGUUUGUGAUAUGCAUUCUAAGGCUAGCAAUGCACUAGUUGGAAAUGUUAUGCAGAGAUUCUGUCAACAGUGUAGCAGGUUUCAUGUUCUUCAAGAAUUUGAUGAAGGGAAGAGAAGUUGUCGAAGGCGACUGGCCGGCCACAAUAAGAGGAGGAGGAAAACACAUCCUGAUGCUAGUGUAGUUAAUGACAACUCUCUGAAUGAAGAAAAGGGCAGUAGCUAUCUGUUAAUGAGUUUGCUAAGGAUACUGUCCAAUAUGCAUUUCGCCAGAUUUGUUCACUGGAAAAGCUUGCCAGAGCAUAGGUGGUCACUGCAGUUCUGGUCACUGGCAAGGGUGGUGGCUGGAGAAGGUUCAACAGAGUUGGUUGGGCAUGGUUUAGGAUUUCACAAGAGUAGACAGGUGGUUGUCUUGAACAAUUUAGCUCGACUCUUUUUCUCUCGUAUGGACUUUCCAUGUCCAAAAGGAUGGGAAAAUCAUUUGGCAAAUGGCUCAGAUAAUAUGAGAAACCAGGAUGUUCUAACUCAUCUGCUGAGGAACCUGGCAAGUAUGGCUGGUACAAUUAAUGGAAGAAAUUUAGUUUCUUUGUUGGAGGGAUCUCAAGAUUUGGUAAAAGCUGGGACAUCUGGUGCUGCACAGAAUGUUCCGAACACAAAUUCAAAUGGUCCUGAAUCAUCCAGACCUUUUGAUUCUUCUAUCAAAAUGGAUAAUGGUCUAAUCAGUCAGAACCCUCCAGAGUCUAUGGUACAAUGUGAGAUGACUCCUGCCAAUGAUAUGACUAAGAAAUGUAUCACCUCAGAUUGUGAUGGAAGAGGAAGUUUAAAAUCUCCUUCAGUACCACAGUCCUCAAAUGCAAUUCUAUCACGGGAUAGCCUUCGACCCCAAUCAGUUGCAGCAGAGACUGCUAUUGGAAGAAUUGGGUUAAGUAAUAUUGACCUGAAUAAUGCAUAUGAUGAUGAUGUACAGGAUUAUGUUGGGAACACGAGGAAUUCUCGUCCUCCUUUCCCUCCAGGGAAUGCACCUCUUGAUCAUCCUUUAUGGGUCCAAUGUGACUCUCUCAAGUCAAGUCCACCGCAGACAAGUAGAAACUCUGAUUCAACCUCUACACAGUCACCUUCAAGUUCUAGUGGAGAAGCUCAGAGUCGCACAGAUAGAAUUGUUUUCAAACUGUUUGGCAAGGCUCCAAAUGAUUUCCCCCAUGCUCUCCGAUCACAGAUCCUUAACUGGUUAUCCCACAGUCCCACUGAGAUAGAGAGCUAUAUAAGGCCUGGCUGUGUCAUACUAACUGUAUAUCUCCGUCUAGAAAAUUCUGCUUGGGAAGAGCUAUGCUAUAAUCUAGGAUCCACCUUGAGAAAACUUGCUGGGUCGAAUGAUUCUUUCUGGAGAACAGGAUGGAUAUAUACAAGAGUGCAGCACUCUGUAGCUUUUCUGUAUAAUGGUCAGGUGGUCUUAGAUGUACCAUUGCGCUUCAAAAGUCCACAGAGUUGUCAGAUUUUUGGCGUUAAACCACUUGCUGUUUCUUCAAGUUCUAGUGCUCAAUUUAUUGUGAAAGGAGUCAACCUUUUGCUUUCUAACACCAGGUUCCUCUGUGCACUUGAAGGGAAGUAUCUAGUGCAAGAUAGUUGUUAUGAUUUGAUUGAUGCUGAUGCUGCCAUUGCACAUCAUGAGCUUCAGCAUCUCAGCUUCUCUUGCAAUAUACCAAAUGUGACUGGAAGAGGGUUUAUCGAGGUGGAAGAUAAUGGUCUUAGCAGCUGUUCCUUUCCAUUCAUAGUUGCAGAGCAAGAAAUUUGUUCAGAGAUAUGUAAGCUCGAGAAUGUCAUUGAGGCAGCUGAGACUGCUGAUGACAUCCGAAUAAAAACUAAACUAAUGGAAGAAAAGACUCAAGCAUUGUAUUUCGUACAAGAAAUGGGUUGGCUCCUUCACAGAAAUCGUGUGAAAGAUAGGCUAGGUCAUGUGGCACCUGUACAAGAUCGCUUCCAUUUUAAUCGGUUCAUGUGGCUUGUUGGCUUCUCUUUGGACCAUGACUGGUGUGCUGUGAUGAAAAAGCUCUUGAACAUUAUCUUUGAGGGCACUGUUGAUAUAGGAAAUCGUAGCUCUGUUGAGUUAGCAUUGUCAGAGAUGGAUCUUCUGCACAAAGCUGUAGAAAGAAAUUGCAGGCCUAUGGUGGAACUACUGUUAAAAUUUGAGCCAGGUAAUGCUUCAGAUCGUGGAGACAGUAAAGAGAAGCAAGUCAACAAGUCCCCUGACAGAUUCAUAUUCAGACCUGAUACCGUUGGGCCUACUGGGCUGACUCCCCUUCAUGUUGCAGCAAGUAUGCAUGGUGCUGAGAAUGUGUUGGAUGCAUUAACUGAUGAUCCAGGACUGGUUGGAACUGGGGCAUGGAAAAGUGCUCAGGACACUACAGGUUUGACCCCCUAUGACCAUGCAUCCCUGCGGGGCUACUACUCCUACAUUCAACUUGUCCAGAGUAAAACAAGAAACACAUGCAAAAGUGAAUAUGUGCUUGAUAUCCCAGGCACUCUUGUAGAUAGUAACAUAAAGCAGAAGCUAUCAGAUGGGCAGAGGUCAUCAAAAGUUUCAAGUUUGCAAACUGAAAAGAUUGAAACAACAGCAAUGCCGCGACAUUGUGGGCAAUGCCAGCAGAAGCUGGCAUAUGGUGGUGCGAGAAGAGCAGUGGUUUAUAGGCCAGCAAUGCUGUCCAUGGUGGCCAUUGCAGCUGUGUGUGUCUGUGUGGCUUUGCUAUUCAAAAGCUCGCCCAAAGUCUAUUAUGUAUUCCAGCCCUUCAGUUGGGAAUCAUUGGAGUAUGGUUCAAUGUAA